Molecule: messenger RNA, 663 nt
Organism: Rubroshorea leprosula
Lineage: Eukaryota; Viridiplantae; Streptophyta; Magnoliopsida; Malvales; Dipterocarpaceae
Source: the annotation of a GenBank genome assembly
AAUCAGAAAGAAUCAGAUCCGAAUGUAAAUAUAAAGCUAGUUGGAACUUAAUUGGAAAGGUAAAUGAGGAGGCUACCUAUGGCACCAAGCAACAUAAAUUCUCCAACUCCGGCUCUGGCUCCCAAAUCGAAGCAGCAGAAAAGAAAGGGGAUGAUGAGAAGGUUAAAACCAAGACUUAGAAAGUUGAAGGAACAGAUGGAAGAGAUUGGUAAUCAGCAAAAAUGCAUCAAGGAGGAGCAGAGAAAAGUUAGACAGAAGUUUAAAAUGAUUGAAUCCCAAUGUCAGCACCUCAAGAAGGAAACUCAGCUCAUUUCCCAGCAGAGUGCGGCGACACGUUUUCAGCUUGCCCUUCUCUUUCAAAUCCUCAAGGCUAGAGAAGACAAUGAUUUCAACAAAGCUAAUGACAUUACUCGCUCUCUCCGUGAGUUCAUGAUCGCGAAGAACAACACAAAAUGGUCGAUGCAUGGACAUUGAAUCUCCAAGGGAAUGCUAAUUAAUUACAGGAAAUUUGGAUAUCAAUUGCAUCUAUGUACCGCGAGUUGUUUGUUCUUGUGUUGUUUGAAUGGUUGAUUUUCUAUUUGUGAUUGUAAGGCUUCAACUAUCUCUUGUUCUCACAAGGGUAAAAUUUAUUUUUGUCUUCCAUAAGAAAAAAAAAAGUGCUGC